AUUUGAAAAGAAGCGUAAAAAAAUCCCAGAAGAAGAACAAAUAGAAAUAGCGAGUUUUAUAUUAGGAGCUUGUAGAUUCUUAUAAAUUCUGAAAAAUAUAAUAGUUUUUUUGUCUUAUAACAUCAGAGAAUCACAACAAAAACCAUCCCUUGAUUUUACCAGGCCCCCCGAUUGGAUCUUGAUACAAUACUUGACUCUUGACAUUUUCAAUUUUCUGGUCGAUGCCGGGUCCAAAUUUUUAAAGCAUUGUAGUAAAAAGCUUAGUGGGGAUUCGUGUAAUUGUCAAAAGCCUGGAGGAGAAAACGACGACUAUCCAAAUUUCAAGCCACCAGUUACCAGCCAGUAUUUUGUUACGACUCGCCCCCAUAAUUUCGGCCAUGAAUCACUGUUUCCAACCCCAUUCACAAGAUCUCCGUCUCCCCCGCUACUCCCUCGAUUUGGCGCUUGUCAUGGACUCGAUCGGGACCCAAAAUGGUGUCGCAAGCUUUUAUCAUUUUAUUAUCGCAUUAUACUUCGCUUUCGGUUUCGUCGCUGCCAGAUUCUUCCUUGAUAAAUUCAUCUUUCGAAGGCUAGCUGUUUGUUUGCUGCGCAGUAGAACCAAUCUGCCAAAAAAUAAUGAGGCCACAAGGGCAAAGAUUGAGAAAAUUUCUGAGUCUAUGUGGAAGUUUACAUACUAUGCUUCUGUUGAGUUUUGCAUUUUAAGAGUUACUUGCCACGAGCCAUGGUUCAGAGAUAUAAAGGAGUACUUCAGAGGCUGGCCUAAUCAAGAACUGAAGCCUCCUUUAAAGUUCAUUUAUAUGUGCGAAUGUGGUUUCUACAUCUAUAGCAUCGCUGCCCUCCUUAUCUGGGAAACACGGCGAAAGGAUUUCUCUGUAAUGAUGUCUCACCACAUAAUCACUGUUAUCCUUAUUGGGUACUCUUAUAUUACAAGGUUCUUUCGGAUAGGAGCAGUUGUUCUUGCACUUCAUGAUGCGAGUGAUGUAUUUCUGGAAGCUGCUAAAGUUUUUAAAUAUUCCGAGAAAGAGCUUGGAGCUAGCUUUUGCUUUGGAUUGUUUGCUAUGUCAUGGCUUGUACUAAGGCUCGUGUUCUUUCCAUUUUGGGUUAUACGGUCCUCAAGCUACUACUUGUGUGAAUCCUUGAACCUGUUGGAGCCAUAUGACAUGACAUUGUACUAUGUCUUUAACACAAUGUUAUUGACAUUGUUUGUUUUCCACAUUUACUGGUGGAUUCUCAUAUCCACGAUGAUCUCCAGACAGCUCAAAAAUAGAGGAAAAGUUGGAGAAGAUAUAAGAUCAGAUUCAGAUGAUGACUAGUAAAUUGUAAGAUGAUCGUGCUCGGAAACUUGGUUUUUACUUGUAUAUUCGGUUCUGGGGAAUAAUUAGUUGAUUGAGUGUAGAGUUGAAACAGAUGAUACUUUUUCUUGUAUUAUACAUACAUAAAAUUGGGUAGGAGUAUAUAGCUUUUCACAUUGUAAAUUAUCUUUUCACAGAAGAAUAAAUAAUAAUUCAACGAGUUAUUAAUUAUCUUUUCAGUCAUUGUAUAAAUAACACAUUGUUUUU
This is a messenger RNA of Olea europaea var. sylvestris, 1559 nucleotides long. RefSeq names its product LAG1 longevity assurance homolog 2-like. Gene Ontology annotation, biological process: ceramide biosynthetic process. The record is from RefSeq and is a predicted model, not a curated record. NCBI's taxonomy places the organism in Eukaryota, Viridiplantae, Streptophyta, Magnoliopsida, Lamiales, Oleaceae. The coding region runs from base 378 to 1313 and encodes 311 amino acids. Gene Ontology annotation, cellular component: endoplasmic reticulum; membrane. Gene Ontology annotation, molecular function: sphingosine N-acyltransferase activity. The transcript has 7 exons.